Branchiostoma floridae (Florida lancelet) is the source of this 1703-nucleotide messenger RNA. Its product is annotated as neurocalcin homolog. The record is from RefSeq and is a predicted model, not a curated record. Gene Ontology annotation, molecular function: calcium ion binding. NCBI's taxonomy places the organism in Eukaryota, Metazoa, Chordata, Leptocardii, Amphioxiformes, Branchiostomatidae. The transcript is spliced from 2 exons. Bases 667 to 1380 code for a protein of 237 amino acids.
UAUAUAGGGAUGUAGUUCCGGUGCUUGCUAGCACCUAGGGCCGUACUUACCCUCGCGGUUCUUAAGCUGAUCUUGCCUGGUUGCCUCGCUUCAAAGCGGUACACACAGGAACAGCAAUUUUCCGGUAACGACCGUUCAAUCCCCUCGCUUUUGUGGGAUUGCUUUCUCUCCUCAUGAUCGAUCAUCAGAGGUUCUGGACUUCGGACUAGAUCAUACAACAACAGAGGAAUGGUCCAUCUACAUGCAUAUCGUCUUCGUCAUGACCCACAGCUAUCUCUUAUGUGUACUCUGAUGAUUUGAGUAUGUAAAUUAGGGUUUCCGUCAACACGUUCUAUUUCGUGCUUCGCUACUAAUAUAAGCCACAGGUCAGGAUGUGAAUCUCUGCAAUGCUGUAUCAGAAGUAGAUUCCGCUGCAUUCUGUUGACAACGCUCUUGUUACGUUAUUGUAUGGACGUCGGGAGAUUUCUGUGAGGGUUUGGUUUUCGUUUUCAAGAUUCAGUACUCGUCUGAUGUGGAGUCUGCCGUGUUAGCAACGGAAUCAACGGGAGACGGAUUUCGUUGCACUGUAUGGGCCGCUACGUUGUAUGCGUCGUCGCACUGUAUGUGUCGUUGCACUGUAUGUGCCGUUUAAAGUCAACUAGAUGCUGUGUCGCUAGCUAGGUGAAAAUGGGAGGUCUGUUGUCUAAAGUACAAGACCAAAUAGAAAUGAGAACAAACGACGGACGGCGGAGACGUGAGAAACGACAUCUCGUGGAGCACCUGACGCGCAUCACCAACUUCAGGGAAUCCGAAGUCAAGAAAUGGUACCGGCUCUUCUUCACCGACUGUCCGGACGGGAUCCUAACCGAGGAGAAGUUCGUGCAUUUCUACGUGGCUUUCUUUUCAUCAGGAGACAAGGGCAGAAAGAUGGCGAUGGCUAAGAGGAUCUUUCGCGCAUUCGACAGGGAUGGCAGUGGGACUGUAGACUUCAAAGAGUACCUGACAGGCAUGAGUGCGCUCCUGAGGGGUUCGGUAGUGGAGAAACUGAAGUGGGCGUUCAACAUGUACGAUCUGGACGGCAAUGGAGAGAUCUCCAGAGUCGAGCUGUACAACGUGCUCAAGCUUGUGAUCGAGCUCCGGUCUCCUGAAGCGACUUGUCAGGACUUGGACGACUUGGAACCGGCCCUGUUGGAGAUGGUGGACCGGAUCUUCCAUGAUCUGGACAAGGACAGGGACGGGAAACUUCAGAUGCGGGAAUUCGUGGAAGGCAUCAGAAGGAACCCAAACUUGCUGACGCUUCAGCAGGAUGAGAUGAUGCGUGCCACCACAGUGGCAAUCCAACACCUGCACUGCCCGCCGGGACAUAUGGGAAUAGGGUCUGAUUCUUCGGACAGCGACUGAGCUGCAGUACCGACUGCUAACGUACGGUGGCGCCCGUGAUUGGUGGAUCAUGACAUUGGUGGGCACGUUUCACCGCAACUCAGCCUAUUCUUUUUGCACAGUUGUGGAUGCUCUUGAAUUUUGACGUUCAUCAUCGGCUGAAAGUCUAUACGUGGAAAUAUGGGACACAAUUUUUCACGUGUCAGUAAAUUUGACAGUCAACAACUGUAAUGACCGCUUGGAUGAGCUCUUACGUCUCUGAAAACGAGUGAGCUGCAGUAUCAACUGCUGACGCAUGGUUGCGCCCUUGAUUGGUGAAUGACAUUGAUGGGCAUGUUUCAUUG